Molecule: messenger RNA, 2250 nt
Organism: Arachis ipaensis
Lineage: Eukaryota; Viridiplantae; Streptophyta; Magnoliopsida; Fabales; Fabaceae
Source: RefSeq, a predicted model, not a curated record
AUGGACAACAGAAUAAAGAAGUUUGAGGAAGAGAUUAAGAAAAUUGAUGAUAUGGUUAGUGCUGGUAGUUAUGACGGAAUAAUGGAGGCUAGACGGAAGGCUUUGGUGUCUUGCUGUGCGAAGUGGUAUGUCAGAAAGGAGAUUCAUUGGAAGCAAAUGUCCCAAUCCCAACAUGCUCGAGAUAUGGACAAGAACAUUAGGUACUUCCAUAACCUGGCAUCGGCAAGAAGGAGGCACAACAGAAUUGAAUCUCUAGUGAUUAAUGGAAGACUAGUACGGAAUCAGGCUAGAAUAAAGACUGCGAUCUUGGGGUUUUAUAAAGAGUUGUAUAGGCAGGAGUAUGCUCCUCUAAUUGGGAUCCGUGAUGGGCUAGUCAAGAAGAUUACUGAUAAGGAGGGAGAAGCACUAGAGGUGAUGCCAUCAACUGAGGAAGUACGAGAGGCAGUUUGGGAUUGUGAGUCCAGUAAAGCACCAGGUAGUGACGGUUAUAACAUGAAAUUCAUAAAGAAUUGUUGGGAGGAGCUGGGUCAGGAGUUUACUGCAGCUGUGUUGGGCUUUUUCCAGAAUGCGAAGCUACCAACAGAUGCUAAUAUUACUUGGGUGGCGUUAGCUCCAAAAUUUGUGGGAGCUAAGGAAAUUAAGGACUUAAGACUGAUUAGUAUGGUUGGCUGUGUGUACAAGGUGAUAUCCAAAGUGCUGGUACGAAGAAUGCGAUUAGUGAUGCCAAAUUUAGUAGGGGAGACUCAGUCUGCGUUUGUAAAGGGCCGGAAAAUACAUGAUGGUGCCCUCAUUGCUUGUGAGACGGUCCAAUGGCUAAAGCUGCGGAAGAAGCAGGCAGCAGUUGUCAAGCUAGACUUUCAGAAAGCCUACGACAGAGUGAGAUGGAGCUUUGUGGAUAUAGUACUGCAGAAGAUGGGCUUUGGACUUAGAUGGAGGACUUGGGUGAAGGAAUGUGUGACUAUAGCGUCUAUGUCGGUGUUGAUUAAUGGGUCACCGUCUAAGCCGUUCAAGAUGGAGAGAGGUCUCAGACAAGGAGACCCUCUCUCUCCUUUUCUGUUUGUGCUUAUUGUUGACGUGCUGCACAGGAUGGUAGGGGAGGAAACAGAGACACUGGCGAAUUAUAAGAGGCUCCUGCGCUACUUUGAGUUGAUGUCUGGCCUGAGCAUCAACUUUGAGAAGUUGAGCCUAAUCCCAAUUAACUGUGAGAAGGAAUGGGUGAUGAAUAUGUGUGGUUUGUUGGGGUGUGCUGAAGCGGCGUUGCCUGUCAGGUACUUAGGCAUUUCUCUUGGCGCUAACCCUCGGUUGGUGAAGACAUGGAAACCAAUCAUAGACAUGGUGGAAGACAAGCUGAGCCUAUGGAAAGCUAGAACUCUCAACAAACUGGACCCAACUACAAUGCUGUCAACCCAACCGUUGCCAUUAGGAAGGGGCCCGUGGAGAGAUAUCUGCCAGCUCAAUAUUAAGAAGCAGCAUAUAAGAAAUAUGAUGAUCAGUGGCUUGUCCAUGGAGGUGGGAAACGGCCAAAGCAUCCAUUUUUGGGAGGAUGCUUGGUUACAAGGUGGAUCUUUGAAAGAUUAUUUUCUGAGGCUCUUCUCUGUUUCAAAUAAACAAGGAUCAGUAAUAGGGGACUGUGGGUUUUGGGAUGGGCUAGAGUGGGUGUGGAACUUCCAGUGGAGGAGAGAACUCUUCCAAUGGGAGCUAGAGUUGCUCAAUCAACUCCACGACCGGUUACGAGUUGUGUUGCAGAAGGAGACCCUCUUAGAGGACAUCACGAGUUACAGCUUCACUAGUUCCAUCUGGAGAGGCUUGGUUCCUCCAAGGGUUGAACUAUUUGCAUGGUUUGUUUUAGUAGGUAGGGUUAACACGAAGGAGAGACUGACUAGACUCGGCAUUAUUAAUCAUAAUGACAAUGUGUGUGUGUUGUGCAAAAAGGACAUAGAAUCAGUACAUCAUUUGUUUUUUGCUUGUGAGUUAACAUGGAAGGUAUGGUGUGCUUGGUCAACGGUUGCUAAUAGAGCUUGGGCCAUCCUAGGAACCGGAAAAGAGUUCUUUGAGAGUUGGACUAGAGUACCAGGAGGCAAGUCUGAGCAAAGGAAAUGGCUGACAGGAUUUUGUGCGGUUGUUUGGAACAUUUGGUUGGAGCGCAAUAGCAGAGUGUUCCAGAGCAUACAGACAAGUAUUGAAGGAGUAAAGCAUAGAUCAUUCUUGAGCUACAGGGAAUGGUGUGGAGUUGAUCCGUUUGGUUGUUGA